Molecule: messenger RNA, 716 nt
Organism: Meira miltonrushii
Lineage: Eukaryota; Fungi; Basidiomycota; Exobasidiomycetes; Exobasidiales; Brachybasidiaceae
Exons: 1
Coding region: 254-712 (152 amino acids)
Source: RefSeq, a predicted model, not a curated record
UUGUUCGCAACCUUUGAUCGUGCUACCUCUUCUGGAUUGAAGCCGGAUCUUGCAGUUCUCAAAAACGCUAGUCAAUCAAAUCCGAAAUCUUUUCAGUGAUACAAGCACAAAUAACACAAUAUUAGAGAUCUUCGUUUCACCAAUCUAUAAGCAUCACUUGAAGCAAUGUAAAGAUAUAAAAGGAGAUAAACUUUGUUGUGUCGAAACGGAACACUUCCCCAUCCAACACAUUUCAAGCCAACUUACACCCACAAUGCAUUUCUCAAUCCCUCUCUUGAUCAGCGCCGUUUUGACUUUGAGUCAAUAUGCAAACGCAGAAGGAUUGGUUGGCAUGAAAGUGCCUGCUUCCAUCACACCCGGGCAUGAAUUCAAUGUUACUUAUUCAUGGACAGAUGGAUUAUCGUACAAUCAAGAUUAUCUUGCAAUUUUUGGAUUUACAUCUAAUGUAGAAAGGAUCAAAGGAAAAUACUCUAUCGGAUCACAAGCACUUGCAACUGCUGAUUUAUCAAAAGCGAAUUAUGAUAAUAAAUUCAAUGUUACAAUUCGUGCACCAAAUCAUAAAUGGUUUAAGAUUUACGCAGAUGUUAAUAAUGGUACCCUUCCUCAACCAUGGUAUGUUUCUUCGGCAAAUAUGCAACAAACUGGCUCAAGUGGUGGUGUACGCCUUGAAGUGUUCCAUGCCAAAACCACAGUGAAGUAUGAUCAUCAUUAGUGUA